CUCCCAUCCUAGAAAGUUCUCACCUUCUUUUCCUCUUUCAUAAGUUUUAUUAUUUUUCUAAUAAUUUUUUUAUAGAUAAAUUAGAUUUUGAUAUUCAUCAGAGUCGGAACACACUUAAAAGUUCGGAAACUUACAAAGGGCUCAUUCAAAAAUCAUUAAAGUUGUUUUUUUUAUCAUCAAAAACAAGAAUUUUUCAAGCUGGGUUCUGAAGGUGUUAAGAAGAUGGGUUUAACUGAACCUAAGGUUGUUACUGGUCCUGCUGGUUAUGUACUUGAAGAUGUUCCUCACUUGUCUGAUUACAUUCCUGAUCUUCCUACAUAUCCUAAUCCUUUGCAAGACAACCCUGCUUACUCAGUUGUAAAGCAGUAUUUUGUGCAUGUUGAUGACACAGUUCCUCAGAAGGUUGUUGUUCACAAAGAUAGUCCAAGGGGAGUACAUUUCCGGCGCGCUGGACCUCGUCAGAAGGUGUAUUUUGAAUCAGAUGAAAUUCAAGCUGCAAUUGUUACAUGUGGAGGUCUAUGUCCUGGACUCAACACUGUGAUAAGGGAAUUAGUUUGUAGCUUACACCAUAUGUAUGGUGUGACUCGAGUUCUCGGAAUCGAGGGAGGAUAUAGGGGUUUCUACGCUCGCAAUACAAUCACUUUAACUCCUUCAAGUGUUAAUAAUAUACACAAGCGUGGAGGAACUAUUCUCGGUACUUCGCGAGGUGGACACGACACUAAUAAGAUAGUUGACAGUAUUCAAGAUCGCGGAAUCAACCAGGUUUAUAUCAUUGGAGGAGAUGGAACUCAGAGGGGUGCAUCUGUAAUUUUUGAGGAAGUCAGAAGGCGUGGUCUCAAAUGUGCGGUUGUAGGAAUCCCGAAAACCAUUGACAACGAUAUCCCAAUUAUUGACAAGUCUUUUGGCUUUGACACUGCUGUUGAGGAGGCUCAACGUGCUAUAAAUGCAGCACAUGUUGAAGCUGAAAGUUUUGAAAAUGGUAUCGGUGUUGUCAAGCUGAUGGGUCGAUACAGCGGAUUUAUUGCAAUGUAUGCUACUCUUGCAAGUAGAGAUGUUGACUGUUGCUUGAUUCCGGAGUCGCCGUUUUACCUCGAAGGUCCUGGUGGACUUUAUGAAUAUAUAGAUAGAAGGCUCAAGGAAAAUGGUCACAUGGUUAUCGUGAUUGCUGAAGGAGCGGGACAGGAACUUCUUACCGAGAGUCUGCAAUCCGGCAAGAAACAGGAUGCUUCUGGAAACAAACUUCUUCAAGAUGUUGGGCUAUGGAUAUCUCAAAGUAUUAAGGAUCAUUUUGCCAGAGAGAAGACCCUGCCCAUUACUCUCAAAUAUAUAGAUCCAACCUAUAUGAUCCGAGCUGUUCCAAGUAAUGCUUCUGACAAUGUAUACUGUACACUUCUUGCUCAAAGUGCUGUUCAUGGAGCAAUGGCAGGUUACACUGGCUAUACAAGUGGACUUGUCAACGGAAGACAAACUUAUAUACCUUUCUAUAGAAUCACAGAGAGACAGAACAAUGUUGUGAUAACUGAUAGAAUGUGGGCAAGGCUGUUAUCUUCAACAAAUCAACCUAGUUUUAUGGAGGUCAAGGUUUCCGAUGAAGACACAAAAGGCGAAAACUCAUUGGACGAAUUACCAGAUGGACAUUGUUCAGAAGACACUUCGGUUGAUGAAAUCACCCACAAUUUGGGAUGCUUAGCUCCGCUUGCGGUACCAGUCCUGCGUACGGGAGGGAUAUCCGGUGUUUAAAAAAAAUUACGGCACAGGCACUUCAACGGCCGCAAUUUCUCCACAAGUAUAUAUAUUAGAGUUUAUCAUUUUUGUCCUUCCAUGUCUAUAAAGGAUGGCUGUGGAAAUCUCAGCCUGACAUAAUCAUUAUAUUAGUUAGUUUAUAAUGAUUUACUAUCCUAUUACUUGUAUGCUCAAUAAUUUGAAUGGAUUCUGGUCUGUCCAGAAAUGAAACUUUGUUAGUUUGAAUGUAUUGUCCAUGUUUAAUGGCAACCAUUGCAUACUGUAGGAAAGAAUCAAAUGAGUUAAA
This is a messenger RNA of Medicago truncatula (barrel medic), 2029 nucleotides long. RefSeq names its product ATP-dependent 6-phosphofructokinase 3. The transcript has 14 exons. Gene Ontology annotation, biological process: glycolytic process; fructose 6-phosphate metabolic process. The coding region runs from base 223 to 1740 and encodes 505 amino acids. NCBI's taxonomy places the organism in Eukaryota, Viridiplantae, Streptophyta, Magnoliopsida, Fabales, Fabaceae. The record is from RefSeq and is a predicted model, not a curated record. Gene Ontology annotation, molecular function: ATP binding; 6-phosphofructokinase activity.